GAAAAAUAAAAUCAUUUAUUCCAUCUAGACUUUAUGCAUUUAUUUUCAUUCGCAUCCUCUUAAACUUUUCUUGGGUGUCAUCAUGUCCAGCCCUUGUUACCAUUGUUACUGUCACUCUAUACUCAUAACCCUGUAGGCAACUCUCUUGACCUUAUGUUGUAUUUUUAUUAGUGUCAAAUAUCAACAGCAAAAUUUCUGACGAAUCAAUCAAUAACACAAGUUGGACAUGGUCAAAAGAUAUAGUAAAAAAAUUCAAAAUGAUGGUAAGCUUUAGUGGGUAGUGAGAUCCCUAUACCUAAGCUAAGCUGUUUUACAACCCACAUGAUAUGGCUCUAGUGGAUGUCACCAAUAUGAUUAAGGGUUUGGUUUGUAUCCCCGAGUGUUGUGUUCUCAGUUCAUGAAGUUUUAUUCAAAUAAUUUUGUCUUUUUUUCUUCAUCUAAAGAAUAUUAUUGUUAUUUAAUUCAAAUUAAUAUAUAUCGCUAGCUCCAAAAAUGGGAAAUUCACAUAGUACCAAGGCCAAAUUCAGGUCAGGAAAAGAGGCCAAGAUUGUCCGAGGUGAGCUCUGAUGAGAUGAGAUGAGAUGAGAUGGUGAGCUCAUCAAUUUUUUAAUUAUUUUUUAAAUGUUGAAAUUAUUAUUAUUUUAUUUUAUUUUAAUUGCGGUAAUUUUUUUAAAAUUGAGUUUAAUUUUGACAGCCCUCAAUUUUCCCGCUAUAUUAUCCUUUUUUUUCAAAACUUUCUUCCUUCCUAAUCUAUUCGAAACGAUAACCAGUCUCUUCUCCAAUGGAAAAUUCACUCCAAAACACGCACGUAAAGCUGCUAGCUUUCGAUCUCCUCUCUCUCACUCCCACGCCGGACCCAACUAUCUUCUCUCGUCUCGGCAAACUCCUCCUUUCACGCGUCGAAAUCCUUGGCACAAUCACCUCACGUGACUACAAACCUAACAAAUUCCUUAAAUUCACCAUCGACGACGGAACCGGCUCCGUUUCCUGCCUUCUCUGGCUUAACCACCUCAACUCCCCCUAUUUCUCGCGCCGCGACCCAUCAACUGUUCGAUUAAUUGCCAACGUGGCCGCCGGCUUUGCCCCGCAGAUUAAAGUCGGUGUUGUGUGUAGAGUGCGAGGGAAGAUUGGUAGCUAUAGAGGUGAGGUGCAGGUUACCGUUUCUGAUAUUGUGAUUGAGAAAGACCCCAACAUGGAGGUCCUUCAUUGGUUGGAUUGCAUGAGAUUGGCUCGAAAAUGUUAUGAUGUUGAAAGUAAAUUAAAUUAAUCAGCUGGUCAGUGUCUCAAAGAACAUAUUGGAAAAUUAAUCAGCUGAGCAGUGUUAAUUAAGAUAUGGAAAUGAUCUCUAAGCUGUGGUGAAAAAUUAAAUUUUAGAUUUAAUUUUAGAAUGAUAUGGAGGCCUGUUCCUUGACUUUCAUUUUUGUUUGCAAUUUAGAGCUUUUGUAAUGUCCAAUUGCUUUUUCCUUAAUGAUUUUUCUGUUGCUUUCUGAAAAAUUGAUGGCAAAAGUUAAGGGAGCCAGAUGUGUGAAUUGGGCAGAAACUGAAGAUUUUAGUUAAGGGAGCCAGAUGUGUGAAUUGGGCAGAAACCGAUGAUUUUGGGUACCAUUUCUGCACUACAAUUCUGGGCUGCUCUUUUUAAUGGAUUACUGUAAAUACCAGUGUACAAGUCUUUUCUCUAUAUCAAGUUUUGAAGAAAUGCAAGGCUAGAGCGAGUUGAUACAAAUUAACAGUUGGUGAUGGUUUCAAUAAGUUGAGUUUGCCAGAGUUAGGUAUUUGAGAGAUUGAUUCUUUGUUGCUGAGGUCAUGUUCAUAACAAGUAUAAGUGGUCCUCCUUACAUAUUUAUGGUGUUAGAAAAUUGAUAGGUACUUCGAUGUUGAAUGCUCCUUUAUAGCAUGAUGACUUGUUUUUAGCUCUAUAUCUUCUUUGUGAUACAUAGAGUGAGCCAUUUAUUAAGAGCAUGAUGAGUGUAAAGAACUUUACUAUGAUAUUUAGACCAAGUAUAGUGAGUUAUGUGUAACCAGCAUCGCAUUAAGUAUAUGUUUUACUGUCAUUGAAUCAGUUCAUUGUGAAAGCUAUAUCCCACCAAGUUUUCUUUAAUAGUGGAAUACAAAAGCAGUUUUUGCUCUUUCUUAUCAAA
Molecule: messenger RNA, 2138 nt
Organism: Mangifera indica (mango)
Lineage: Eukaryota; Viridiplantae; Streptophyta; Magnoliopsida; Sapindales; Anacardiaceae
Product: CST complex subunit STN1
Exons: 2
Coding region: 782-1267 (161 amino acids)
Biological process (GO): DNA replication; nucleotide-excision repair; double-strand break repair via homologous recombination
Cellular component (GO): DNA replication factor A complex; chromosome, telomeric region; site of double-strand break
Molecular function (GO): nucleic acid binding
Source: RefSeq, a predicted model, not a curated record